This is a messenger RNA of Parascedosporium putredinis, 678 nucleotides long. The record is from the annotation of a GenBank genome assembly. NCBI's taxonomy places the organism in Eukaryota, Fungi, Ascomycota, Sordariomycetes, Microascales, Microascaceae.
AUGUCUGAACCAAAGAAUUGUCAGGUACAACAUGUAUUCACCUCGCCGUUAUCCGCGCCCGCCUCCCGAGGGGCAGUGCCACAGAAUUACUCGAAGAAAAUCGUGGACGGGAUGAUAGUGGAAACGCAUGUUGCUAUCCCCCUCCGUACAGGUUUUCACGCUUUUGCCGACGUAUUUCGGCCGCAGGACGAGACUCCGGAGGUUCCGUUGAUCAUCUCAUGGACGCCAUAUGGAAAGCAUAAUGCUGCGCCGCUUUGGAAAAUCUAUCCUCAUUCGGGCGCCAAGCGGGAGUGGUACUCGGAUUAUACGUGCUUCGAGGCGCCAGACCCUCUGUAUUGGACGCAAAAUGGGUAUGCGGUCGCCAUCGUAGACGUGGCUGGAACUUGGUACGGAGAGGGCAUCGCCACCUUCUCUUCCGGUCUAGAGGAGGCCGAGAGUUUCUACGACACCAUUGAAUGGCUAGCCGCUCAACCAUGGAGCAACGGGAAGGUGGGACUGAGCGGCGUCUCAUACCUGGCGGUCAGCCAGUGGCACGUGGCUGCCCUUAAGCCCCCGAGCCUCAAGUGCAUCGUGCCCGACGAGGGCUGGUCCGACUUUUACCGGGAAGUCGUUCGUCACGGAGGUAUCCCCGAUACAAGUUUCUUCCCCUAUAUUGCGGAGCGGUGGGGGCGGCAGUGA